AUGGCCGCGAUGAACGCGAACGCGCUGUCGAGUGACAUAAGCCGCAGGAAUCCGCAGGACGAGUACGAGCUCAUCCAGAGAAUAGGCAGCGGGACCUACGGCGAUGUCUACAAGGCUAAACGGCUCUCCAUGAACGACCUCGCGGCUAUUAAGGUUAUCAAACUGGAGCCAGGCGACGACUUUGCAAUUAUUCAACAGGAGAUUCUAAUGAUGAAGGACUGUAGGCAUCCUAAUAUUAUUGCAUAUUACGGCAGUUACCUGAGAAGGGACAAGUUGUGGAUAUGUAUGGAAUACUGCGGAGGUGGAUCCUUGCAGGAUAUAUAUCAUAUAACCGGACCAUUAUCAGAAAUACAAAUAGCGUUUAUGUGUCGGGAGACUCUCACUGGUUUAGCUUACUUACAUAGCAUGGGCAAGAUGCAUCGUGAUAUUAAGGGUGCCAAUAUAUUGUUGACCGAAGCGGGUGAUGUAAAAUUGGCAGACUUCGGUGUAUCCGCGCAGAUCACUGCGACGAUUAAUAAGAGGAAGAGUUUUAUCGGUACACCUUAUUGGAUGGCUCCUGAGGUAGCGGCUGUGGAAAGGAAGGGCGGUUACAAUCAGUUAUGUGAUAUUUGGGCGUGCGGAAUAACCGCGAUAGAAUUAGCGGAAUUGCAGCCACCGAUGUUCGAUCUGCAUCCGAUGCGCGCCCUGUUUCUCAUGUCCAAGUCGGGCUUCAAGCCACCAACGCUGAAGGACCGCGACAAGUGGAGUCCAACGUUCCAUAAUUUCGUCAAAGUCGCCCUCACGAAGAAUCCGAAGAAGAGACCGACGGCGGAGAAGUUGCUUCAGCACGCGUUUUUCCAAGCAGAGAUGAGUAAGAGACUGGCGUUAGAAUUACUGCAAAAAGUAUCGAAUCCAAGUCACAUGUUUGCUGACCUGGAAGCUGAUGAGGACGGCGCGGUACCCAAUGUACCGCAAAGGAUAGCGUCGCGUCAUACCGCGAGACCUAGGCCGAAAAGUCCGAUCUCGCAAUUGGAUAGCGACGAUCAAAUUAAUAUCGAUGGAGGAACGUUGCAGAGAGACGUGCCGUCUGUAGAUAGCAACCCAGCAUGGGACAUCAUGGACAUAAUGAAUAAUGUUAAGGCUGUACAUAAUUGUGACGUGCAUCCAGACUGUGGCAUUGGCACUGCGUUCGAGGAUGUCCAAGAAAAGAGUCUAUUGCAGUACAUUGAUGAGGAGUUGUUGCUAAGGGGGAAUGCAAUGUCGACGGUUGGUGGUCAUUGCGACCAGCUAUAUUCCCUGCAAGCUACUCUUCCACUUGGGGAAUCAUCAAGUGAUUGCGAAGUCCACUGUCCAUAUUACAGUGUGUCUGGAUCUCAAGCAAGUCCGCGACGUCACAGUUCUGUGGACGAAUUGUAUGGUCUUGUUAGCAAUACUCAGUCGUUGACGGCUGUAAAUGGGCAACGUCAGCGAUCAUUAUCAGACAGUGGUCCAAGAGAUGAGUCGUCACAGUCAAAUGGUGACAAUGAGACGUCAGCUGAUCGAGAUAGGGAAAGUAUGAGUCCUGAUUUAUUGUCAGACACACCGCCUGUGCCUCCAAGGAGAAGGGAUCGGAAAAGACAUACGCCACCAAGACCCAUUAGUAAUGGACUCCCUCCCACUCCAAAAGUGCACAUGGGAGCGUGUUUCUCAAAAGUAUUCAACGGCUGUCCAUUGAGAAUACACUGUACCGCAAGUUGGAUUCAUCCAGAUACAAGAGAUCAACAUUUGCUCAUCGCGGCGGAGGAAGGAAUUUAUAAUCUGAACUUAAACGAACUUCAUGAAACUGCGAUAGACCAAUUAUAUCCGAGACGCACCAUCUGGAUGUACGUUAUUAAGGAUGUUCUUAUGUCCCUUUCUGGAAAAACGCCUCAGUUGUACAGGCACGACUUAUUAGCGAUACUGAGUAAGCAAACUCAUAGGUUUUCGUUGCACAUGAACAAAAUACCGGAGAGAUUAGUCCCUAGGAAAUUUGCCCUCACUACGAAAGUACCGGACACAAAGGGGUGUAUCAAGUGUUGCGUUGGGAGGAAUCCGUAUAACGGGUACAAGUAUUUAUGCGGUGCGAUGCCAGCCGGUAUAUUCCUUAUGCAGUGGUACGAUCCGUUGAAUAAAUUUAUGCUUCUGAAACAUUUCGAUUGUGCUCUACCGUCGCCGUUAAACGUCUUCAAGAUGGUUAUUACGCCGGAGAUGGAGUACCCAAUGGUCUGCGUAUCAGUGAAGCAGCCAUAUCAGCAAAACAAAUUGAAGCUGGACUUAAUUAAUAUGAAUUCGGGAGCAAGCUGGUUCCAUAGCGAUGAAUUGGAGGAUAUGGAUGGCUCAGCGACUGUGAUACCAAGAAGAGAAAAUUUGAAUGUUAUUAAUGUUACGCAGUUCGAGAAAGAUGCAAUACUCGUUUGUUAUGACAACGUGGUGAAGAUGGUGACCUUACAGGGGAAACCUCGUGUUAGCAAGAAACAGUUGUCCGAGCUACAGUUUAAUUUUCAAAUCGAAUCUAUUAUCUGCCUACCAGAUAGUGUAUUGGCAUUUCAUAAGCACGGUAUGCAAGGUAGAAGUUUCAAGAAUGGCGAAGUUACGCAAGAGAUUAGUGAUCCGAGCAGAACUUAUAGGCUACUCGGCUCAGAUAAGGUUGUGAUGUUGGAGAGUCAUCUGGUUCACAGUGGUACACUGACCGAAUCGGAGGGGGCGGAUUUGUACAUUCUUGCUGGACACGAAGCUAGCUACUAAAUAGUCGAUUUCUAGUAGCUGGUACGUGACUCUACGCCAUGCGUCAUCGUCUCGCACGAUUUGUGAUUGGACUGCGUAUAAAUUGUGAAACGACUCACAAGAGCGGUGAGCUUAAGGCUGCAGAGGUAAAAAAAAACACUUUACAAUCAAAUUAAUUUCCGCUGCGAGUACGCGCACGCGCCGCGUCUGAUCUUACUCGAAUCGCAUCGUUUGCGUGCGAUUCAAACGGUCGCGGUAGUUACCGUUGUCUCUCCGCGUAGCCGAAAUCGCAUAGACUGGUAGAUAUUCGCGAUAACUUUUUUUAACGAGAUGAGUCGUAGACAGUUCCCAAUAAUGAAUACGAGAAAUCAGGAAAAUAAAGGGAAAUAUUAAAUUUUAAGAAAAGAGAAGACGCGAACUCGAAAGAGAACGUACGUGUGCAGAAUUGUCCUUAUGCCUGAUUAAAUGAAGCCUAUAAUAGUUGCAACUAAAUCGAAUUAAGGCGAUUUAGCUGGUCAGUUUAGCUACGUGUGUUUAAAUUAACGGUCUCGUAAAUCUCGUGUGCGAUUGCGAAAAGAAAUCAAGGCGGUAAAAAUUUCCGAGAAUUAAAAAUCGAAUUUAAAUGUUUUUGGCAAUAGAACGUACUCGAAAAUAUUAUGUGCUUCUAAUCUUAUACACAGCUAAAUUAGCUAUACCGCCUUAAUGUGAAAAUAUCGCUGCAUUGCGUCGCUUGAAUGCGCUAAGGCAAUGAAGCAUUCUUCUGCAUUGUCAUAUAAGUUACACACAGUUCUCAAUCUUAUUCUUUUUUUCGAGAGUUACAUCAUAUUCAAUGCAUUAUGUUAUAGCUUUUAACCUUUGAGAACAUAUAUAACAAAGUUUGUUAGGAGUUGAUGUGUAUCUUUAACAAUUACGGAAUUACAAGACGAGAUGACAUUUAUAUUCUUACACAUGAAUAGCAUAGUUCUCGAAGGCUAAAGCGCUAUCGUUACAUAUAUUCGGAUAUUGAAAUAUCCAGAUACAUUUUAAUAAGGUAAAUAAAUGAGGUCUUUGCUGUAACAGAAUUCAUAAAAUUCUGUUUGGUGUUUUAAACGAAAUUACAAUUCAGUAUACAGGACUGUUCCAUUUCUGCUGAAUCGAAUUUCACCGAGAGAUUGAUCUCAAACAAAAGAUUCUUUCGUCGGUAUAUUUCUUGCAAUUUCUUAAUUUUUUCUACAUUAUAAAUACCAUAUUUAUAAUUUUACACAUUACAAUUACACAUUAAGUCAAAAAACAAAAUGCUUUUAUCCAUUUAAUGUGCAAAGAACUUUUUACUUUGCAUUGCUCAUAACGAUUGGAGGUGUCUCAAAAGAUUUUUUAAGAAGAAAUCGAAUCUAUCGUUUAAUUCGAUUUGAUAGAAGUGUGACGUCGUGUAUCGUGUAUGUUCCUCCAAGAAUGAUAGAUAGAUCGUAGAAGAAACGACAACGACGUAGAAGGAAAGUAGCUUCGAUGUAUGGUGCCCUUUAACAAUGUUUCUGAGAAUUUCCAUAGAGAAACAUGUUUCCUAUAAUAAUCGUAUAAUAUACCAUGUAAUAUCGUGUAUAUAUACAUAUGCAUAGUACAAAAUUCGCUCUCUCAUACCAAAGCGUUAUAACUUCGAGAAGAGAACAUGUGUACGUUCCAAUAUUAUAUUGUUCGAGCUUCAUUUUGUUAGGCAUGAGAUCACUUCGAAAGGGUUGUCUUCACUAAGACAUUGUGUUCAAUGUCUCUAAUUUUGGACAAUUGUAAAUGUAAGAUACGGCCACACAGGAUGACAUGCCGAUGUUAUCGAUAGCAAUUGCGCAUUAUUUAUCUCGAGAUGCGCCUCCUUCGUAUAUCUGUGUUAUUUUGUUUGCUACGCGAUGUUAAAGCGACUUGUAAUACGACAUAAAAUAUCCAUUGCUGACUAGUUUUGAUUUACUUGUAAUGACAAUCGGAAAUCGUUUCACUUUAUGACGAUGAUGACGAUAACGACGAUAUACUAUCGCGCGUUCAUGAAGUGAUGAGCAGAAUUACUUUUAUGUGAUUGGUCUCAAGACUGGGAGAAAUGCAUUUUCUCGUUUACAGUAGAUUUUCUUCUUGAUUCCUGAAAAAGGAAGAGUGCUGGAUAUAUUUAAGGAUAAGAAAAGAUUCCUUAUUAUUUUACAUUUACAUUUUAUAAAUGUCGUAACUUCAUUUAAUUAUCAACGUUAUUUAAUUUAACUAGAGAUUCUGCACAUUUAUAUGCAAAUAUAAGAAUAUUUUUGAAUAUUUGUUUCUGAAAAUUCAGUGUUUCGAUUGAUUCACCUAUCUAUGUCGAUGCUUAGUAAUACUAAUGUAUUAAAAACAUUCCGUUUUUUUGCCUGGAAUGAUCAAUUACGAAUCAUUAAUUAUUCGCACAGGUAAUUAGUGACUGAAAAAAUGCUGCCAUUUUAUUUGUAGGAUUGAAUUUAAUAUUAUUUUUGAAUUUAAUAUUAUUUUCUUUCGCUGACGGAUAUGUUGAAAGAUUUAAUUGUUCAUAAAAUAAAUCAUUCUUUCGACUAUAUUUGAAUAAUGUACACGUGAUUGGUGAUGCAAGUGUUAGGAAAGCUAUUAUAGUAAUUACCGUGACUAACUCGUGAUUAGUAAAACAUUUAAUCGAGGUAACGAAAUUGUUGCCUGUUACUUUGCCGAGUAUUUAAUUAAUAAUGCAUUAGUCAAACAUAUAUAAUAUCCGGCACUCCGCAUUAUCAUCGACGUAUUUGCAAGUCAGUUUUUUGUUUGCAUUUUCUAUCGAAGGGAAAUGUAAAUUGAACUGUAAAGAACAAAAUUCCAGAAUUAAAUUUAUAAUUAUUAUAUAAGUAAUCUGCGGAAUGUUAAACUAUUUUAAUAUUUUAUAUGGAUUUUUGCUCUGUAUAUAGAAAGUAGUAUAUUAUUGAGGAAAGUACUAUACUAUCGAAAAAGAAUUUAAUAUACUCGCAAAGUUGUGUAAAAAGAAUCGCUUGUUUAUGCUGAAUCGUCAUACGACUGAAAUUACGUAUGCAAGCUGAAAACAGUAUUAUUUGCAAAUAAUGCUGUUACAUAAGGUUUUCGGUGAGAUUUGAAAGUUUGCAUCGGAAUUUCGAAUUUACAUCGCGGCUUCGGAUUCCCAGAACUUGAUAUGCUUGUGAGCACAUUUUGUGAAGGAAUUCAAUUUGCUCGCAGUUUAUUUAUGCUUGAUCGGCGAUCUAUCCCGAUUGAUUGGGUAAAUAACGAAAACACGUACAUAAAGACGUAAAGAUGUAAAGACAGAGUUCGUAAUACGUACUUAUAAUUGUUGCUUCUGCAAACGAACACCAACUCGAUUAAUCAAAUUUUGCACUAAGUACGUACAUACUAUUUACAUUUAAGAUAAUAUUAGCGUGCAUUGGUACGUCAUCUUGAAACAAAAAAAAUUGAAACGUGCAAUGUCUUCCCCGUACAUACUUACGAGUGUAAUAUACCAUAGGUGUGUUAAAUGUUUGCAAUAUUGACACUUCCAGCAGAGUUUGAUAAUAUCCAUCGAGAUCGCGUAAUUUCAUGUUUAUUCAGCAAUUCGCUUUAUUAGUAUUGAAAGAAAUUAUGCGAACAAAUCAUUGUAUAAGCAAUUAUAUUGUAUACAUUUCUUUUUCGUAAUAUUAAUCGCUGAGUUUUUUGAACAUUCUCAUAUUUACCUAAAAGAGAAAAAUUGUGAUAUAUAUAUAUUAAAAAGGGAAAGCAAGAGUAUCUUCGUUUCACAUAGGAAAUAGACGUAAUUAAAAUAGAAAUUUAAAUAGUUUAAAUUAUCUGGCUAAACACUACGAGAAAGUUUAUAAAUAUGAAAUGAAAAGAUAUAAAAUUUUGUUUCCUUGUGAACAAUUGUUUACGCAGAACUCCUGCUCCUUUCCGAAGAUAUAUUCACAAAAUAUUUUAAUAAUGACAGUAAAGAGUAACUGCAGUAUUACCUGAUGUGAAUUUUUGUAUUAUUAUAAAGACAAUAAUUUUAUUCGGAGCAUGGUACACAAAUCAUAAAAAAAAGGUAAAUACAUCUGCAUAAAGGUGUAUACUAUUAAAUUUUAAACUUAUAAUAUGGAUAAAUUAGCAACAAAGGAAAUGUAAAACAGUAAUUAGAAGAUUUUACCCAAUACAGACCAAACCUUAGAAGAACUAUGAGAAUUAGAAAAAGACAUACACAUAUAAACACUUUUGUGUAGAUUUCACAUAUCCAUGUUCUGCUCGCGACCAUUUGAAAUGGAAUUUUAGUUUAUUUUGAUAGAGAAAAAAAAUACAGAGUAACAUUAGAGAAGUAUGGGUGUAAGGCUGUUUCUUUAUUUGAGUAGAUUUUACAAGUCGGUUAUUUUGAAGCAACAUAUAAGCAAUAUAAAACAAAUUUUCUCUUCUGCUUAAAUAGAAUAGAAAGAUCUUUUCAAAUCGUGUCAUGUACGUAUACGUAUAUACUCAGCAAACAAAAUUGCAAUUAACAAACACGACGCACAAAUAUGUGAUUAUUUAUAGAAUAGUCAAUGAAUUAUUGCGUCACGAUUUAGUAGCAAAGUAUCAUACACCCAUACUAGCAGUCUUUGAAGAAUCUUUUAUGCAGACAUGUAUGUAUAUUAAGUGCUAGGACAAUUAAUACAGCGAUAAAUGUACCUGUACACGUCGACCAUAUGAUGGUUUGCCUCUAUGGAAAAUUACGUUCCAACUCCUUAAUUCUUGUCAAUUCUAUUCAAAAUUUGGGAAUAUCGAUAAAAUAAACACGAUAGAAUGAAACACAGAAAUGGCUAUUUAUUCUUUAAUCUUCAGCAGUUCUUUGGAUCUUUUUGAUCCAUUGGAUUAAAUUGCUUUUAAGAGAUCUAUCAGAGCUAGAAAACUGGAACUUGAAGAGAAUGUCAUUUAAUUCAAGAGAUAGGAAAGAAGAUUAGACACGUACAUAUAAAAAUUAUCCAUUAUUUUCGAUAAAUGGUUCAAUGAUGAUUAGUAACGUGUGCGUUACAUUCUGCAUACGACAGUGAAGAUAUAUAAAAUAUUUUGAGAGGCAAAUUCGUAAAUUCUUUAAAGAUGGAUAUAAAAAAAGAGAAAUAUAUAUAUAUACACACACAUAAACAUAAAUAUAUUUAAUAAAAUUCCUUGAUAUAUAUUGUAAAUUCAAAGAGAUAUUCAUUAAUCUAAUAGGAUGAAUUCUCCGAUAAUUUUGUUAAUUAGCCAGUGGUGUUGAGAAUACGAAUUGCCGAUAUAUCAGUAGUUCUUAACCAAAGGCGCGUAGCGACAGAUAGAUGACAAUGAACGAAUAAAAUUAUUCUUACAACUGGAAUUAGAGGGAAGGCAGCGAAAGAGAGAUAUAAUGUGUUACAUCGUUUAGAGAUUUUAGGAAUAAGGAGCUUCUGCUGUGUAAAAUUUUCUCGCUAAGUGUUAUACUCUGUUACAUUUAAUGCUCACAAGAUUAUUUAUUUAAAGAAUACUGCGUGCGUAGCGUUUUUCCCCAAAAAUUUCAAUCAAGACGUAAGUAAGUUUGACGAUGAAAGAUAUUUCUUGUACAGAUACACGUGUCACAGGGACUCAUGAAAAAGAAAUGGACGUUAAUUUAUUCUUUACCAAGUCAAGAGCUACGUAUUAAUGACGGGGAGAAGAAUAAAGGGUCUUCUUAUAAAUAUUAAUUGAAACUGUAUUAGCGAUUAAGUCUGUAAUUACGAAAGUUGUAUAUAAUGUGUAUAACGUAUUAUAUGUUAUUCUUGCGUUCGCCGAGUCUUCGUUUUGAUCACUUUUAUAUAAAUACACACACACACACACACACACACGAUACAACACACACAUGCUACUGUGAAAAUAAUUUAUAAUUAUAAACGUAUUUGAUUUUUACUUGUAUCUAUAUAAAAUUCAGGACAAUUAGCCAAACUUCUGUAAAUAGAUCUUCUCGUAGUAAAACCU
Molecule: messenger RNA, 8616 nt
Organism: Ooceraea biroi (clonal raider ant)
Lineage: Eukaryota; Metazoa; Arthropoda; Insecta; Hymenoptera; Formicidae
Gene: hppy
Product: MAP4K3-like protein hppy
Biological process (GO): intracellular signal transduction; protein phosphorylation
Cellular component (GO): cytoplasm
Molecular function (GO): ATP binding; MAP kinase kinase kinase kinase activity
Source: RefSeq, a predicted model, not a curated record